CACCGCUUAAAGGAAAUCUCUCUCUCUCAAAUCCCUAAAAUCGCCGCCGCCAUGGCCAAAAAAUUCCGUCGCUGAAUUUGUCUCUCUCUCUCAAAAAUUCAGCCAUGGCCUAAAAUCGGCGAUCUCAUCACUGAAUUCGUCGCUGUGUUCAUCGUGGAUCUCAUCUCCUAUCUCCUCUCUGAUAUCAUCUUCGAGCCCAGUCCUCGCCAGAAAUCGAGCCCAGUCCUCGCCGGAGAUUUCUAGGGUUUCAGCUGGUACUCGAAAGCAAGUGAAAAGAAUAAGGAAAGUCGAAACAGUCAAACGCUCUUGCACACAGCGGGUUCAAAAAGUUUUGCAAGAAUUCGUAGAGAUAUGGAAAAGGAAUUGAACCGGCCUCCAACAGAUGCAGAAGUGUUUAUAGAGACUCGUAAAAAGAAGAAAAAAGCGCAACCAGAAAAAACACUUGACAUGAUUGGUACAUUGGAACAACUAACUCAGGAGCUAACUCAGGAACAAACUUAAGGAGAAAAUGUAGAUGCAUGGCAUCUUGUCAAUAAAAAAGAACAUCCUGGACGUGUGCGUCUCCGGGGACGGGCGAUCACUCAAAGCAUGCUACAAAGCAAUAAGGAGAAAGCCAUUGAUCCAUGUGAUCAAGUCCCUGAGUCAAUUGUUCAAGCAAUAACAAAGAAGGUGGUGGCCACUCAACAAGAGGAGAUGAAGAGACAACAAGAACCUCAAGCUACAAGUAUGAUUCAAACAUUUGCAGAUAUGUUGAGUGAAGUAACUGAACGUCCAGUUAGUCCAAGCUUUGUUGACAGGUUUAAAGCGCGUACUAAACUUCCUGAAGAGACUGCUAGUGUUCUAGAUCAUGAAGAGGCAGGCCAAGAAUCCUUCAGAUCCAUUACAAGAUCCUAUUACAGAGGAGCUGCAGGCGCACUAUUAGUCUAUGAUAUCACCAGGAGGGAGACUUUUAAUCAUCUGGCAGGCCAACAUAUCACCUUCCAAUUUCAGAAGUUUCAUGUUUUGUAAUCAAAUGUUGAUGUACAUUGUUUGAAUGUUAGUUCGGUACGAUAUUUUCUGAGUUGAAAUGUUGGUAGUGUGGAUUUAAUACUUUGUAGUUUUUAUACUAUACUGAUGUAUGUUGGCACUUAUCAUUAUGGUUGAUUAUGCUCAACAUAAUCACUUUUAUA
Messenger RNA from Asparagus officinalis (garden asparagus), 1169 nucleotides. Its product is annotated as ras-like GTP-binding protein YPT1. The record is from RefSeq and is a predicted model, not a curated record. The transcript is spliced from 5 exons. Gene Ontology annotation, cellular component: Golgi apparatus. Bases 589 to 1008 code for a protein of 139 amino acids. Lineage: Eukaryota; Viridiplantae; Streptophyta; Magnoliopsida; Asparagales; Asparagaceae. Gene Ontology annotation, molecular function: GTPase activity; GTP binding.